Molecule: messenger RNA, 1343 nt
Organism: Mauremys reevesii (Reeves's turtle)
Lineage: Eukaryota; Metazoa; Chordata; Testudines; Geoemydidae
Gene: MTX2
Product: metaxin 2
Exons: 11
Coding region: 346-1029 (227 amino acids)
Biological process (GO): mitochondrion organization
Cellular component (GO): SAM complex
Source: RefSeq, a predicted model, not a curated record
CCCUUAACCUUGCGGGGCUGCCACUGCUGCCUCCUGGCUCGGCCGGGACCUGCGGAGCGCGGGUGGCCCGCGGCGGGAUCAUGUCUCUGGUGGCGGAAGCGUUUGUGACUCAGAUAGCAGUUCACAGAUUUUUAGUGACUUGCGUUUUCUCACUACAAAAGCUAUACAUUUGCAAAGGCAUAGCAUGUAAUCUCCGAGAACUCCAGGGCAGGAGGAUGAGGCGGUGUUUGUCUCCUGGCUGCAGAACCUUGGCCUGAAAAUGCUGCAUUGUAUCAGCAACUGAAGGAGGAGCAAAUUUUGCUUUCUGACAAUGCAUCUUCUCUUGCUGUUCAGGCCUUUUUGCAAAUGUGCAAUCUGCCAGUCCAGGUGGUUUGUAGAGCAAAUGCAGAAUAUAUGUCCCCAUCUGGCAAAGUACCCUUCAUUCGUGUAGGAAAUCAAGUAGUAUCUGAACUUGGCCCCAUAGUCCAGUUUGUAAAAGCCAAGGGCCAUUCACUCAGUGAUGGGUUGGAUGAAGUCCAAAAAGCUGAGAUGAAAGCCUACAUGGAAUUAGUCAAUAAUAUGCUAUUGACAGCAGAGUUGUAUCUUCAGUGGUGUGAUGAUACAACAGUAGAGGAGAUUACUCAUCCAAGGUAUGGAUUCCCUUAUCCUUGGCCUCUCAAUCGCAUUUUGGCCUAUCAGAAACAAUGGGAGGUCAGACGUAAGAUGAAAGCUAUUGGAUGGGCUGGCAAGUCACUUGAACAGGUGCUGGAAGAUGUAGAUCAGUGUUGUCAAGCUCUCUCUCAAAGACUGGGAACACAAUCAUAUUUCUUCAAUAAGCAGCCAACUGAGUUAGAUGCAUUGGUAUUUGGACAUCUGUUCACAAUUCUUACUACUCAGCUGACCAGUGAUGAACUCUCUGAAAAAGUGAAAAACUACAGCAACCUCGUGGCCUUUUGCAGGAGAAUAGAGCAACACUAUUUUGAGGAUCAUGAUAAAGACAGCUCUGCAAGUGCUGCAUCCAGAUCCUCAAAGAGUUAUCUGCCGAGUUAAAUGCUUCAUUUUGUGGUGAGGAGGCCCAGUUUCUGAAACAAAUUUUGAUUUCAUUGUUUAACAGAGGAUGAUGAUGAUGAUGAUGGCGGCUUUGGAAAUGAAAAAGUGUGUAAUAGCAGCUUCCAAAAGAGGGGUUUAAAACAUUCUGGAGCAAGGGAAGUUCAAACUGCAUUUUGUGUAUUGGAGAAUUCACUGUAUACAUGUAACAUGAAAUGAUUUUUGAGCUAUUGCCAUUUAAAUGCCAUAUAGGCUGUUAAAUAUUAAACUGAAGUGACCUUGGAACAAUAUUGUAUCUGUAUUAAAAAUAAAAAUAA